Echinostoma caproni is the source of this 1161-nucleotide messenger RNA. NCBI's taxonomy places the organism in Eukaryota, Metazoa, Platyhelminthes, Trematoda, Plagiorchiida, Echinostomatidae. The record is from the annotation of a GenBank genome assembly.
AUGUCAAAAGCAUUUGAUCGGAAUGCAUCAUCGAGCACUAGCCAUGAGAACAGACUCACCGAUCGGGAGGUCAGCCCCAAACCAAGUUACCCCAAAAUGACAAACGAUUACAAGAACAAUCCGUUUUCAGUGGAAUUUCUCCAAUCUGACCACCUUACACCAAACAUAGUGCUCCCUCGCCUAAUGCACGAGAUGGAUACAGUGGAACAUGCAUACUUACCGGCACACUUCACCAGCGACCUGUCCAAUGAGUUGCAAUCAGUUAACACCACCAACAACAGCGGUUUUCAUACAUGGUCCGCUGCCGAGCACAGUCGAAUGACUCAAAAUCGUGAAAAUACUCCGUUUACUCCGUAUUCCGAAAUAUGUGAUGUCAACGACAAAUCAAAUGCACCACGUUCCAAUUCCUAUGCAACCAUGUUCAAUGAUCUCUACGGAAUGCCCAUGUAUGCGCACCACGUGUCAUACUGCCGUCAGUCCCAGGAUCUCAUGACCAAUUACUGUGAUGUAUACCACAGAUCCAUGGAUGGAACGAUUCCAUGGAGUGAUGGAUUAACCGGUCGAAUUGGAGCAGCUGAUCAUCAUCCGAUCUGGUUUCCUCCACCGCCAGAUUCGACGACCUAUGGCACACCAAGUUGGAAUCCCUUUUGGAAUGAGAAAGUACACGCGGCGGCGGCUGCAGCUGCGGCAGCCGCCACAUUGGCUUUCCACCGAAGGGAAUUCGGGACAUCGGCGGAACGAAAUCAUCUCCAGGUGAACGAUGCAGAUGACUGGUAUGCAAAGAAUUGGGACAGCAAUAAGACAAUGAUAUUGGAGAAAGAAUACAAUGAAACUUCUUAUAUCACUCGACAAAAACGCUGGGAAAUUUCCUAUCGAUUGCAUCUUAGUGAAAGGCAGGUAAAGGUGUGGUUUCAAAAUCGGCGAAUGAAGAGCAAAAAGCUUCACAUUCGAGCAAUGAGACAUUCAUAUGAAAAAGAAAAUGACAUGCUUAAACCGGAUAUCAAAGGCCACGUGACAACCGAAAGACAAGUGGAUGCGGACGAGCGGACCCAAACAACAGAACCAUAUCAUCGAGCCCCAUUUCUCUUGGUAGAAGGUGUACCAAAUGAUCAGUGCAUUCUCACAUCCCCUAACACCCCGACCGGCGCGUUUGUCAACUAA